Molecule: messenger RNA, 423 nt
Organism: Mixia osmundae IAM 14324
Lineage: Eukaryota; Fungi; Basidiomycota; Mixiomycetes; Mixiales; Mixiaceae
Exons: 2
Biological process (GO): attachment of spindle microtubules to kinetochore
Cellular component (GO): DASH complex
Source: RefSeq, a predicted model, not a curated record
AAUCCACCGGCGAACGGACGCGUUGUUAACGUGGAAGCUCAAGUCGAGUCAAGUCAUCUUUGCCCACAGGCACACAGCGUCGCUGUCAGCUACAUCCGGCUGAUCACGAGGCUCGUCGCACUGCUGAGACCUCGUACACUCGCUGGCCGCAUGUCAAGGCAGUCAAUUGCGCCUGGACCGAGCAGCACGCAAUCGCUCAAAGCACGGCAGAUCAGCCUCCUUUCAACACGCCUACAAGAGCUCACGCUUCGAAUAGACGCCUUUGAGCAACUCGUCGCGACCUGCAGCCAGCAGGCCGUCAGCAUCAGAGACCUUGGCGUCUCGCAUGCAGCCUGGUUCAUGUCAGCCGCCAAAGUGCUUGCGCCAGUCGUAGACGAACCUCCACACAUCCAUAUGAGCGAAGAAGCCGGUCUGAGAAGCUGA